Aphidius gifuensis is the source of this 795-nucleotide messenger RNA. RefSeq lists its product as uncharacterized. Lineage: Eukaryota; Metazoa; Arthropoda; Insecta; Hymenoptera; Braconidae. The record is from RefSeq and is a predicted model, not a curated record. Bases 1 to 795 code for a protein of 264 amino acids. Gene Ontology annotation, biological process: sensory perception of smell; detection of chemical stimulus involved in sensory perception of smell. Gene Ontology annotation, molecular function: olfactory receptor activity; odorant binding. Gene Ontology annotation, cellular component: plasma membrane. The transcript is spliced from 6 exons.
AUGAUUGGUACAUGGUUUGCAAGUGGAUCAGCAUUUUGUUGGUAUAUCAAAGAAAUUCCUGGAUACAUUAUUUUACGGUUCAAUAAUGAAACAGCAAUUUUACCACCACCAUUCCGUAUAUUUAUACCAUUUGAUGUAACAUCAAUUAAUAGAAUUUUAAUUGUUUAUAUAUGUGAAACACCAGUUAUAGUUCUAAGUCAUUUAAUUAUUUUGACAUCAAUAAUUUAUAGUUUAAUUGUCUCAAAUAUUUGUGCUCAAUUGAGUUUACUUAGUCACAGAAUGAAAAUUAAUUUAUCUGAUAAAAAUGAAUAUAACUUAACAUUAAAAAGAGAACUUUUUUUUAAAAGACAUGUUGAUAAACAUUGCCAAUUAUUAUCAAUUGUUAACAAUAUGGAAAGUGUUUAUUUCUAUCAAUUGGUUUUGGAGCUAUUACAAUUUACUAUUUUAUUGGCAUUAGCUAUUUACAUGUUUUUUAUGUUCCUCAAUAACGGUGAUGUCAUUGGAAUGAUUUCUCUUGGAUUAUACUGUGCUUCUCUUUUAAUGUUUAUAUUAAUUCCCUGUUAUCUGGGCCAAUGUCUAAUCAAUGAGGUUGAUGAUCUUCGAGAAACAUAUUAUGAGUGUUUGUCAUAUAGCAUGUCAAUUGAUGAUAAAAAAAAUUUAUUAAUUUGCAUGAUAACAGCUGAUAAACCACUUCAUAUUACAGCCGGGGGAUUAUAUAUAUAUACUUUGAAUUCAUUUCUUAUGAUUAUAAAAUCAUCAAUGGCUUAUGUUUCAAUGUUACGACAAAUGAAUUGA